AUGGCUUCAAGAGAAAAACAUAUAGUUAAUAAGGAACCAAGUUUUUAAUUCUUCGUCAAGAAAGGCCUGAUUAAACAAAACAAUAAAGGAUAAGUUUUUCCAAUAUUCACCUAUCGUAUUAAUAGUCAACCAUCCCCUUCAAAAACGUUUGAACUUUCUGUAUUCCCAUCGAAGAUAGUAAAGAGAGCAAAUGUUCAUCAACUUAAUCCUUCUCCUUUCGUUAUAACUAAUAUCCCCAAAAAAAAUACAGUUUAUCAAUCGUAUAUUGACAACAUCAUAAAGAGAAAAGUGAAAGAUAAACCAGAAAUUCGGAAGAAAUACUCCAAUACAAUUGAUGAGAUUAAGGGGAGAUAAAUUGAAACUGUAAAGGAUUGUUUUCUCCCUAAACUUAAUUGUCUAAAUCGUUAACCUUAAAAGUUGAAGUAUCGUCAUUCAUUGCCGAAGCAGGACAUCUAAACAGAACCUAAUCCUGAACCAAAUCCCUCAGAUAGAUUGCAACCGUGGGAUUCAAGUUCAAAGUCAUUUGUACUCUAAUGA
Molecule: messenger RNA, 537 nt
Organism: Paramecium octaurelia
Lineage: Eukaryota; Ciliophora; Oligohymenophorea; Peniculida; Parameciidae
Source: the annotation of a GenBank genome assembly